Messenger RNA from Heteronotia binoei (common prickly gecko), 4505 nucleotides. RefSeq names its product E3 ubiquitin-protein ligase TRIM39-like. The transcript is spliced from 9 exons. NCBI's taxonomy places the organism in Eukaryota, Metazoa, Chordata, Lepidosauria, Squamata, Gekkonidae. Bases 662 to 2092 code for a protein of 476 amino acids. The record is from RefSeq and is a predicted model, not a curated record. Gene Ontology annotation, molecular function: zinc ion binding; protein binding.
GCGUCAGAACCGCUUCCGGUGGAGGCGUUCGUAGGGAAGGGGGUAAAAGAAAAGGUGUUUUUUUUGUUGCGCGGAACCGGCGCAGGGCUGCGGUGGGUGGAUUCCGGUACAAGCGGCUGUCCCCCGGUUAUCUCGGCGCCAGGGCAUCUGGGGGGCGAAGGAAAGGAGGGAUGGAGGAGGGAGGGGCAGGUGAGCGGGGAAAGACUUCGGAACCUCCCGUAUAAUUACCCACCUUGUGUCCGGGCUGCCUGGAGGAGUAAGACGCUUUGUGGGGCCUGCCGUCAUUACUUCUCCUAAGCUUCUGCACACACUUUCUGCACAGUGUUUCAGCUAGCAUAUAACGCCUGAAGGAAAGUAACCAUCUCAUAUGAUUACUUGGCGCUCAAGGGAACUCCAAACUGAUGUAUCCCUUUUCCUGCUGUGUCUUUGGACCGUCUUCCCAUAAGCCCUCCCUCAUGAAAACUCUUUUCCAUCUGAAACCACAGCCAAAGAAAAUGGACAUGCCAAUCAAGAAGAUCUAGAUGACUUAAGCAAGAUGCAGCUGUCGACUGCCCAAGUCCUGCACAACUCAGGUGUCCCCCUGACAUCGUUAGGAUCUGCUGUUGCCUUGAUCUUUGUGGAUUAAGUGAUUUCUCUUAGCGGAACAGUGCCACAGGGAGUCAUGGCCACCACAAACCCUUUGGACAACCUCCAGGUGGAAGCCAGCUGCUCCGUCUGCCUGGAGUACCUGAAAGACCCUGUGAUGAUCGACUGCAGCCACAACUUUUGCCGAGUUUGCAUCACCCGCUGGUGGGAGGACUUGAACCGUGACUUCCCUUGCCCUGUCUGCCGCAAGACUUUCCGGCACCGCAUGCUGAAGCCCAACCGGCAGCUGGGCAACAUGGUGGAGAUAGCAAAGCAGUUGCAGGUCAGCAACAAGCGCAAGGUGCGGGACGAGAACUUGUGUGAGAAGCACCAUGAGGAGCUCCGCCUUUUCUGCAAGGACGAUCAGGAGGCUGUUUGCUUGGUGUGUGAGAUUUCCCAUGAGCACCGGUCCCACACAGUCAUAUCCUUGGAUGAUGCCUCCAUUGAAUACAAGGAAAAGCUGCAGAAAUGUUUGGCGCCGCUGGAACGGAAGCUUCAGGACAUUGCUAACUGCAAAUCCCGGGAGGAAAAGAAGCCUGGAGAGCUUAAGCGGAAAGUUGAGAGCCGCCGGCAGCUCAUCAUCAGUGAGUUUGAGGAGCUGCAUCAGUUCCUGGGGGAGGAGCAGCAGAUUCUGCUUUCACGGCUGGAGGACGAGGAGAAGGAGAUCCUUCAGAAGCUGAAGGAUAACGUGACCCAGCUGUCAGAGCAGCGGCUCUCCCUCAACAACCUCAUCGCGGAGAUUGAAGAGAAGUGCUUGGAGUCAGGCAUAGAGAUGCUCAAGGAUGUCAAGAACACUCUGGAAAGAUGUGAGGAGAUUCAAGCCCAAGAGCCGGCUCUGAUUUCUAUCGAGCUGGAGAAGAAUUUCUGCAACUUCCCUCGACAGUACUUCAUCCUGCGCAAAAUCAUCAAAGGGCUGACGGGAGAUUUUACCCUGGACCCUGAAACAGCCCAUCCCAACCUCGUGCUCUCCGAGGACCGCAAGAGCGUCAAGUUUGUGGAGCAGCGUUUGCGAGAUCUGCCGGACAGCCCAAGGCGCUUCAGCGUGUACCCUUGCGUCUUGGCAACUGAAGGCUUCACCUCAGGCCGCCACUACUGGGAGGUGGAAGUGGGUGAAAAAACCCACUGGGCUUUGGGGGUUUGUAAUGACUCUGUAAGCCGCAAAGGGGAGACAACUUCUCUGCCAGAGACUGGCUACUGGCGAGUGAGACUGUUCAAUGGGGACAAGUACGCAGCCACCACUACCCCGUUCACGCCACUCAACGUCACUGUCAAACCCAAGCGAGUGGGCGUUUUCCUAGACUAUGAGGCUGGCAAGCUGUCGUUCUACAAUGUGACAGACCGCUCCCAUAUCUAUACGUUUAUCGACAAGUUCACCGAGAAACUUUGGCCUCUCUUCUAUCCAGGGAUCCGUGCUGGCCGCAAGAACGCUGCCCCCCUCAUCAUCAGGCCUCCCACAGACUGGGAGUGACGACAGAGACAUGUUACAGCCUUGUAGGAUUAGCCCUGGCUUUCUCUACUUGAAAAGGGUGGGAUAGGGGAAUGGCAACUUGGGGUCCCAGCAGUGUCUCUCCAGCAGCUACGAACAAAAAUGACACCAGAAGGAAAUAUUGCAGGGAUUGUGCGCUCUCUCUCUCAAAAAAGCAAAAAUUCUAAUUUCUAUUAAAAGAAUGACGGUAAGUAAAGGAAGAUGUCAUUGGGCAAAAAAAAAAAAAAGGAAUGGGAAAUAGUGAGAGCCAAUGAAAGUCUCGUUUCCUUCUGCAAUGUUAACCCCCUAUAGGGGAGUUAAAUCAGAGACAAUGACACUCCAACAUAAUCUGGUAUUAGGCAAAAGGGCCACAUGGUGUGCACUAGCCAUGGGCGGAGCUGGUGAGGAAUUAUGCAGGUCAAAAGGGCAGCCCUCUGGGAAACACUGAAGGCACACGCUGCAGGGAGAAUAUUAAAUUGACCCACUUGUGGGAAAACUAGAUGAAUUAUGGAUUUUUGUGCGUAUAACCAGUUUUGCAGGUUUUAUUUUUGUUGAUGGAGUGCUAUAGUGCAUGGGUGGGACCAAGGAAAACAGCUCAGGAAUAGGCAGGUGCCUUCUCUUCUAGUACAGCCAUGUACUUCCAGGAGGUCACCUAUGCAGACUGUUCAACCCCAUCAACUGCUUGGGGAAUUUCAGUUGCCCUGCUGGUUUGGACUGCCAAGAUGGGAAAAGUGGAAUUGGUGCCCUGGACUCUUCUUUCCCCACUUCUCCCUGGAAAGUCGAAGCUGUCUGGUAGCCAUCUUGGACAAACUGAUCUCAAGAUCCCAAUAUGACUUUGAUUGUAUCUGAAAGGCCAGGGCUUACAGUCUCCCAGUGGUAGAUGCUUCAUUUUUUGUCCAUGGCAGUUUCCUGCUCAGGGCGUUCAGGUCAUCUGACCCUGCCCCCCCCCCCAAGCCACCGUCACAGCCUUCCGCAGUGGUGAGUUUGGCAGUAUGGAGUGCUGAGACUUCUGUCCAUGGGCACCGCUGCCCCCUGAUAUUUACCACAGACAGGGAGCCACCGUGGGUCCAAGUGGGGCUUGAAUGUCUUCCAGUACUUCACUUGAAUGGAGAGAGAGGCUCCUCUCCAGACCUCUUUCUUUUGGAAAUUCACUUUUGUAGCAUGUUUUACAUUGGAAAGUAUGUGUGUGUGUGCAUGCAUGCCUGAUGCUUUUCAUGUAAUCUUCCCUACCCCCCAACAUGCACACACACUCAUUUUGGUGAUUGAAUAGAGGAGUAACUAAAAAGGCUAAAAAGAAAUGCCCAUUCAGAGCGGGGGGAGAUCUGAUUAAGGUGCAUGCUGACACGUCUGAAUGCCGCCCGUGUGACCCCUGCUUGACUGGAAUGGUCUUAGGAAGAAGCCUGUUUUGUUUAUGUUUUAAAGCUAUUGGAACCUGGCAGAUCGGGGAAAGAAGCAGGUACAAAGCUGUAGAGAUAAGAGCUAAGUGGGGUACUUCCGUGAGCCCCCGUUUCCUUUCCCUUUGACCUAAAAUUUGAAACAUUCUUUCAGGUGCAGUUUGAGCAGGUUUAUGGGACAAUUAUUUAUUCUUUCAGUUAAGCAAAGUUCUUUUAAAAGAUGUUCUGGAAAUUACUGCAAAAGGGAUUCCUCACCUUUUUUUACAAGAAGAUUAAACUAAUCGUUCCAAAAAGUGAAGAGAUCAUAGCUACAGGGGUUGAUGCUGGAGUUGUUAGAAAGUGGAACAGACUUUUGCUUGUGCUCAGGUCUAAUUUUUAGAAGUUCAGAGUUCUCUGGAUUAAAGUUGAGGUUGUUUUCAUGGGUCUUAACCCCACAGAUGGUAGCUAAACAGAGGAUUUGAGGGGAGUGGAAAGAUCAUGGAUUGGAUGCUAAUGCAGAAAAAAUUUCCUUCAUCUCUGGCAAGUCUUACCUAGAAGAUAGGAGAUUUGCUGGUCACAAACAGGAAGACCAGACAGGGAGGGGAGCACUCCUCCCCAGGCUGGUUUAGUAAGUUAGUUCAAAAACCAUUAUGAGCUGAGUGUGUGUGAUUAGAAUACCAAAAACAAACAAAAAACCCACUGAGUUGGAGAACAUGAUUUGCAGUUCUGCCUUCUAAGCAUGGCAGGGCUAAAAAAAACCUGAAACCAAAACAAGCCCUGUAAUUCCACAGGGAACAGACUAUCUAGCUCAUCUGCAAAUUAUUUUGACAAGCCCCUCCCAUUGGACAGCCUGGUGGCUCUUGCUUGAAUUCCUGUUGGCUAUGGGAAGCCAGUGAGAGCAACGAAAAGUAAUCAAGUGUGGCUACUUUGAACCCCUGUGCAUGGGUGACUGACGUGUUGGCAGUUCUUUGGCAAUCCACAGCUUAAUGCAAGAAACUUAACGUUGUGGCUUGUAAAGUUAUUAGUAAAAAUGUUUUAUUGAC